This is a messenger RNA of Magallana angulata, 383 nucleotides long. RefSeq names its product serine protease inhibitor Cvsi-2-like. The transcript has 3 exons. Lineage: Eukaryota; Metazoa; Mollusca; Bivalvia; Ostreida; Ostreidae. The coding region runs from base 99 to 356 and encodes 85 amino acids. The record is from RefSeq and is a predicted model, not a curated record.
UGCAGGGGCAAACAAUACUGAACACGUGAUAUCCUUCAUAUAAAAGACAGCGAUUUCACCAAAACACUUAACUUGUCUGCAAGAAACCAACCUACAUCAUGAAAGCCUUCUUUGUUUUCGCUGUUGUUAUUGUAGCAGUUGCUGCUGAGACCUGCAGAGAAACCAGAGACUGUCAUUCCAGCAUAACAACGUGUGCCUCAGGAUCAGAGCUUCACUGUGUCAACCACCAGUGCACGUGCACAACUGCCGGAUCUGGCUCUGGGAGCUGUACCAGCGCUGAUCAAUGCACCGGUAGAUGUGACCCCGGACGUCAACACCACUGUAUUGACGGUCGUUGCCGAUGUACUCACUUUUAGAAUAAUAAAGCUCAUUUAGAUAUUUGA